Messenger RNA from Cynoglossus semilaevis (tongue sole), 1004 nucleotides. RefSeq names its product ADP-ribosylation factor-like 14 effector protein (gene arl14ep). Gene Ontology annotation, cellular component: intracellular membrane-bounded organelle. The record is from RefSeq and is a predicted model, not a curated record. The coding region runs from base 141 to 806 and encodes 221 amino acids. The transcript has 5 exons. NCBI's taxonomy places the organism in Eukaryota, Metazoa, Chordata, Actinopteri, Pleuronectiformes, Cynoglossidae.
AGACACGUCCGAGAUAGCACCGGAAGUUGAUUUUUAUUUUUGAAAACGAGGAAGAACCGUACAACAUAUUCUCGUUUGCUCUUCUUUAUGCACACUUAGGAUAGCUUUUUUCAUUUUUUUAUAGAUUAUUAUAGAGAAAAAUGCCUGUUAUUUGCGCGGCUACUGGGUGCAACAACAAGUUUGUAAAAGGAUCAGAAAUACGAUUUUACAGGUUUCCACUCAGCAAACCUCAACUUGCCAACAAAUGGGUGCAGAGCCUGGGGCUGAAAAACUUUAUACCAACACCAAAUACCUGCCUUUGUUCAGAACAUUUUCGGACAGACUGCUUCAGAGAACACGACGGCAAACAGUUUUUGAGGGAGGAUGCAGUGCCUACGCUGUUCACCCAUGGGCAGGAUUCAUCAAAGAUUGAACUACGAAAAAGAGCUGUGGUACCAAAGGAGGCAAACAACGUAAGUCCAACAGUAGCACAAGUGGACAGAGACAGAACUCGAGAAACUGCCAACAUGCGCCGAGACAAAAGGGGAGGAAUAAGGGGUGGACGGGGAGGCCGUGGAGGAAAACAGUUCUCUGAUAGGCAGAAUACUGCAGCCAAAAGCAGAGUGUAUGACAACAAAGGCCGACUGAUCUCUAAUGGCAACGACAUGUGUGACUGUCUGGAUGUGGACUGUAUGGGCUGUUUUUAUCCAUGCCCGGAGUGUGGCUCACGCAAGUGUGGUGUGGAAUGCCGCUGUGAUAGGAAGUGGCUUUACGAGCAGGUGGAAGUGGAAGGUGGAGAGAUCAUACGGAAUAAGUUUGCAGUUUAGUUACCAGUCACUGUGAAAGAUUUUUUGUGGAAAGUGUUCCUAUGAAAACUGUUGAAGUGAAAUAUUGUAAAGAAUACGUUUUUCUUGUUCAUUUUUUGGGCCGUGCUUUGUUUUUUUUUUCUAUACUAUACAAAAUAUUCUGUACAUUCAUAUUGUACUUUGUGUAAAUAAAGUUUUUGCAUAGAUGGCUGACCUGUU